UGUGCCCGGAGGACUCCGUUGAAGGCUUGCGCCGCGGCUUGUGAUGAUGUCACGGAGGAUGUGCCAGUCGUUGGUGUCUGUGGGGUUCGUUCCGCGCACCAUGCCGGACACUGACGGGCUUCUGCACCUAAACGAGACUUAAUUUGUCCGACGAGCCCCCCUCUCCGCGCCUGAACAAUGGGACAGCAGCUCUCCAGCCAGACCCAGAGUGUUAUAAACAAGCUGCCGGAGAAGGUGGCGAAGCACGCGGCUCUGGUGCGCGACAGCGGCUUCCUGACGUACGAGGAAUUCCUGGGGAGAGUCGCCGAGCUCAACGAUGUGACGGCCAAGCUGGCGUCGGGACAGGACAAACAUCUCCUGUUUGAAGUGCAGCCCGGAUCCGACGCCUCGGCGCUGUGGAAAGUCGCCGUACGUGUUUUGUGUACAAAGAUUAAUAAAACGAGGGGCGUUGUGGAAGUGUCCAGAAUCAUGAAUCUGUACCAGUUUGUCCAGCUCUAUAAAGACAUCACGAGCCACGCGGCCGGGGUAUUUGCCCAGGAGGGCAGCGGCUCCGGGGAGAACGCGGAGAGCGUGGAGAGCGCGUCGUCGGUGUCCUCCUGCCAGGCCAGCAUCCUGAUGGGGAAGGUGAAGCAGCUGACGGACGAGGAGGAAUGCUGCAUCUGCAUGGACGGGCGAGCCGAUCUCAUACUUCCCUGCGCCCACAGCUUCUGCCAGAAGUGUAUCGACAAAUGGAGCGACCGGCACCGUAGCUGCCCUAUCUGCCGCCUGCAAGUCACGGGAAUGAACGAUUCGUGGGUCGUUUCGGAGGCCCCGACGGACGCGGACGUGGCCAGCUACAUCCUGAACCUGGCUGACGAGGCAGGGCAGCCGCUCGACACGUUCUGACCGCCGGGGUUUCCACGGACUCCCCCCGAAGUAACCCCCCCCCAGUAACACGGAGCGUGUUCUAAUAAUCGCUCCUUUCUUUCCUCUCUGUAUUUAUUUCUAAAACGUCGUUUGACUCUUAGUGUAAAAACGAGUAGUUACGAUAGCUUUAGCCGAUAGUUCUAGACACUGGUAACGCGUCGUUAAUAAUGAUUUACAUUAUUUUUCUGCAGAUCCUUGAGAAAUGGUGCAUUAUUUAAUCCUCCGGAGGCUCUGUAGCCGGAAGCCUUCCCCGCGCGUUUGGGUUAAUAGUUAUUUUUUUUGCUUCUGUUUUGAUUUGGUUCUUUUGCACUUUUUGGGUUCUCCUUGAACCUUUCUCGUCAGUAAACGGUUGUCUAAGUGCAGUAUCGUUAGGACGUUCGGCGGGGGAAGCUCUAAUCCGCUUUGCUUGUCCGCUUGGUUAGCCGUAUUGCACCCUUUGACUUCCUUACUAGCCGGAGAGCUAGAGGGGGACGUACAGCGCAUGUCCUGAGCCAGCAUGUGCACCACGUG
Messenger RNA from Spea bombifrons (plains spadefoot toad), 1416 nucleotides. RefSeq names its product ring finger protein 141 (gene RNF141). The record is from RefSeq and is a predicted model, not a curated record. The transcript is spliced from 6 exons. Gene Ontology annotation, molecular function: ubiquitin-protein transferase activity. Bases 178 to 885 code for a protein of 235 amino acids. Gene Ontology annotation, biological process: protein autoubiquitination. Lineage: Eukaryota; Metazoa; Chordata; Amphibia; Anura; Pelobatidae.